Messenger RNA from Scophthalmus maximus (turbot), 2784 nucleotides. RefSeq names its product sodium- and chloride-dependent betaine transporter-like. Gene Ontology annotation, cellular component: membrane. Gene Ontology annotation, biological process: sodium ion transmembrane transport. The record is from RefSeq and is a predicted model, not a curated record. Lineage: Eukaryota; Metazoa; Chordata; Actinopteri; Pleuronectiformes; Scophthalmidae. The coding region runs from base 961 to 2637 and encodes 558 amino acids. The transcript has 17 exons.
CAGGCGGCGGGUUCUGGGCAUGUCUCGAGGCAUUGAGGAGCUGGGAAGUGUGAGAUGGGAUCUGGCCUUGACUCUCCUGGCCUGCUGGGUGUUUUGCUACUUCAGUAUCUGGAAAAGUGUCAGAUCAACAGGAAAGGUCCAGGUUUUGGCGUUCAUUGCUUAACCCGAGGCUACAGCCAUGAUGCCUUGGCCACAGUUCUGGAGUGUCUGCUUUUUCCUGAUGCUCUUUUUACUCAGUGUUGACACUCAUUUUGUCACAGUCGAGUGUUUUGUCACAUCGAUGAGCGACUUGUUUCCAACCAGCUUGCGUGCACCAGGAAGGUCUGAAGUCUUUGUUCUUCUCGUCUGUUCGUUCUUCUUCCUCGCACAUCUGACCUUGGUAACUGAGGGAGGGAUUUACGUGUUCCGGCUCAUCGAUUAUUAUGGUUGUACCCAAGUUUGUCGUUAUUUCAUGAUUCUAUGUGUGUCUGGCUCUGGCCUGGAGUUUGGGUGAGCAAAUAACAUUCAUCUCAUUUCCAUGAUAUGCUCUGAGUAUUUGAAGAGCAUGAAUAUAGUGAAUGCAUGAUUUUUAUUGCCAGUAAAUAGUUACAAGAUCUAUUUACUGGUUCCCUGAACCUUUCCAUUCCACCCUUUGCCUGAAUGUUCCAGAACUUUUCCUGCUGUUGUGAAUGGUGACUGACUCGGAAAAAUCUCCUGCUGCUUUCUUCAUAUGUGAACAGCAAACUCUGGGAAAAUUUUGGUCUGAAAACAGCAAUACAAUAUUUUUCUGAAUAACUACGGCUAUUUGAAAGGGUCUAUGUUCUUACACAUUUCUAAAUUCAACUCUUUAUCCUGUUUCUCCCCCUUGAAACCAUAAUUCUACGAACCUUGACAGAUUUCUUUUAUCCUGUACCUGGUUGGUUACACUCACCUCAAGAUUAAUGACUGGUACAUCUACCCUGACUGGGCGUACGCACUGGGAUGGACCAUGACUUUCUCCUCAGUUCUCAUGGUGCCACUGUGGGCGGUCGGACAGAUGUGUGUGACACCAGGAACCUUCAGACAGGAGCCUUUCUCGUGCCAUACGGUCUGUUAGCUGUGUUCUGUGGGAUCCCACUGUUCCUGUUGGAGACGGCAAUGGGUCAGUACACCCAGGAGGGAUUCAUCACCUGCUGGAGGAAACUGUGUCCACUGGCACAAGGAAUAGGAUAUGGGCAUUUCAUGAUGAAACUCUAUGAUUCCAGCUACAUAAUAAUCCAAGUGUGGACUCUCCUCUACCUGGCUUUCUCAUUCACAUCCCAGCUUCCCUGGGCCAGCUGUGACAACACCUGGAAUACAGUCAACUGUGUGGUUCUUUCUUCACCUAAUGUGACUGCAAAUCACACCACGUUGACCAACACCACUUCUGCUGCAACUGAGUUCUGGGAGCGGCGGGUUCUGGGCAUGUCUCGAGGCAUUGAGGAGCUGGGAAGUGUGAGAUGGGAUCUGGCCUUGACUCUUCUGGCCUGCUGGGUGUUUUGCUACUUCAGUAUCUGGAAAAAUGUCAGAUCAACAGGAAAGGUAGCAUACUUCACUGCCACUUUCCCCUACGUGAUGCUCCUGGUACUGCUCAUCAGGGGGCUGACUUUACCUGGAGCAUGGGAAGGAAUCUACUUUUACCUGUAUCCUGACUUUAAACAUUUAGCUAAUCUUGAGGUCUGGUUAGAAGCAGGAUCUCAGAUAUGCUUCUCCUACAGUCUGGCUACAGGAACCAUAAAAGUUUUGGGCAGCUAUAAUAAGUACAAAAACAACUGUUACAAAGAUUGCUUCUGGCUUUGUCUGCUGAACAGCGGCACCAGUUUUCUUGCUGGAUUUGUCGUCUUCUCUGUUCUUGGAUUCAUGGCUCAGAAACAGGGCGUUCCUGUCGACUCUGUAGCCGAGGCAGGUCCAGGUUUGGCGUUCAUUGCUUACCCCGAGGCUACAGCCAUGAUGCCUUGGCCACAGUUCUGGAGUGUCUGCUUUUUCCUGAUGCUCUUUUUACUCAGUGUUGACACUCAUUUUGUCACAGUCGAGUGUUUUGUCACAUCGAUGAGCGACUUGUUUCCGACCAGCUUGCGUGCACCAGGAAGGUCUGAAGUCUUUGUUCUUCUCGUCUGUUCGUUCUUCUUCCUCGCACAUCUGACCUUGGUUACUGAGGGAGGGAUUUACGUGUUCCAGCUCAUUGAUUAUUAUGGUUGUACCCGAGUUUGUCAUUAUUCCAUGAUUCUAUCUGAGUGUCUGGCUCUGGCCUGGAGUUUUGGCUCUGAUCGUGUUAUUAACGUCAUCGAGGACAUGACAGGACAGAGACCAUCGUUUUUCUUCCAUCUGUGCUGGAAAUACAUCAACCCUCUGCUGUCACUGAUUUCCUUUAUCCUGUACCUGGUUGGUUACACUCACCUCAAGAUUAAUGACUGGUACAUCUACCCUGACUGGGCGUACGCACUGGGAUGGACCAUGACUUUCUCCUCAGUUCUCAUGGUGCCACUGUGGGCGGUCGGACAGAUGUGUGUGACACCAGGAACCUUCAGACAGCGUUUGUACAUCCUUUGUCGUCCUGCUGAAGAUCCAGCCGGGCAGAGAAGAAAAAUGGGAGAGGAGGGGACGACUGUGGCGUUGAGGACGUCUGCAGAGACAGCUUAAUAUUACCUUUAAAAGUCUCCUUAACUAAUACACUUCAAACAUUAGGUCAGUCGGUUUAUAGCUAAGGGAUAUCAAGAGGGAAAGUAGAUAAGAUUGAUUCAAUGUACUGUCUGUACAUGUAUACGCAUGAAGAUUAAAGAAAAGAAA